GAUGUGGAUCUGUUCUGCUGCCAGACUUCAUCAAUAAUAAGAAAACAAAAUGUCAGCGGCUAGAGGUCAGGUGGAGCAACCGAUGGAAGUAGGUAAGUACGAACAGCCAUGCGAGCAAGUUUUCGUCGGGAAACCAUAGAGGCGCAAGUGCCUCGGCCCCUCAAUGGUGAUGGUGAUGGUGAUGGCCCUCCUCCCCCUGCGGCAGCUCAUCUUCCUCCUCUGCUUCUUCUCCGCUCUGCCACGCCGCUGCCGCUUCCUCCCCGCCGAGGCGGCUCCGACGCUGGUCGCCAGCCUUCCAGGCUUCGAUGGCCCCCUCCCCUUCCGGCUUGAAACUGGGUACGUGACCGUGGACGAGCAGAACGGCUCGGAGCUGUUCUACUACUUCAUCGAGUCGGAGGGCGACCCGCGGCGUGACCCGGUCAUCGUCUGGAUCACCGGCGGCGACCGCUGCAGCGUCCUCAGCGCGCUGCUCUUCGAGAUAGGCCCGUUGAAAUUAAUCGGAGAGCCCUACAAUGGCACCAUACCGCGGCUGCGGUACCACCCCUACGCAUGGACCAAAGUUGCCAGCGUCCUGUUCGUGGACUCGCCGGUGGGCGCCGGGUUCUCCUUCUCCCUGGACCCCAGAGGCUAUGAUGUUGGAGAAAUCUCUUCUUCUCUACAGCUCAAGAAGUUUCUCACCAAGUGGUUCACCGAGCAUCCUGAUUACCUUCCCAAUUCUUUCUACGUCGGAGGAGACUCAUCCGGUGGAAAGAUCGUUCCAUUUCUCGCACAGAAGAUCUCAGAAGAUAUUGAAGUUGGAGCGAAGCCGUUAAUUAAUCUUAAGGGCUAUCUGGUUGGCAACCCGGCUACUGGUGAAAACAACAUCGAUUAUGGAUCGAGGGUGCCAUAUCUUCAUGGAAUGGGCAUAAUUUCAUAUCAGUUGUAUGAGACGAUAAUGGAGCACUGCCAAGGGGAGGAAUAUAGCAACCCCAAGAAUGCGCUCUGCGCUCAAGCUUUGGACAGGUCCAACCAACUGUGGAAUGAAAUUUCACAUCCACACAUUUUGUAUAAGAAGUGUGUCUAUGCGUCUUCCAGACCAAACGACGGGAGUACAGAAAGAAAGAUCCUAAAGGAGGAAGUAGGAGUACUUAAGCAUCCACCUCCUCGUCCUCCAAUGGGUUGCCAAACCUAUGGCAAUUACCUAUCAUAUUAUUGGGCUAACAACAACAUCACUAGGAAAGCCCUUGGGAUCAAGAAGGGGAGCAAGGACGAAUGGAUGAGGUGCCACAAACGAGAUUUACCUUAUUCUUUAGACAUCAAGAGCACAAUAAAGUACCAUCGUAACAUGACCUUAAAAGGUUAUCGUGCACUGGUAUAUAGUGGAGACCAUGAUGCUAUUAUACCAUUUCUCGGUACACAGUCUUGGGUGCGAUCACUCAAUUUCCCCAUUGUGGAUGAGUGGAGGGCUUGGCAUCUAGAUGGACAGUCCGCAGGAUUCACCAUAGCAUACACAAACAACUUGACGUUUGCUACGGUAAAGAACGGUGGACACACUGCACCAGAGUUCGAACCAGAGAGAUGCCUCGCUAUGUUCGCGCGUUGGGUUUCCCAUGAGCCGCUCUGAUUAAUGUGUCUGAUUGCCACAUGCCUGUAACCUGAUGUUUGGAUAAAAGGAAUCGUGCCAGGAUGUGAAUUCUUCUACAGUAUUUCAGUUUUUAGAUAUAUUGCAUAUAUGAACUACUCGUGGCAACAGCCAAACGCAAGGAAGAUUGUUAGUACUAUGCUA
Messenger RNA from Aegilops tauschii subsp. strangulata, 1765 nucleotides. Its product is annotated as serine carboxypeptidase-like 19. The record is from RefSeq and is a predicted model, not a curated record. Lineage: Eukaryota; Viridiplantae; Streptophyta; Magnoliopsida; Poales; Poaceae. Gene Ontology annotation, biological process: proteolysis; secondary metabolic process. Gene Ontology annotation, molecular function: serine-type carboxypeptidase activity; acyltransferase activity, transferring groups other than amino-acyl groups.